Messenger RNA from Capronia epimyces CBS 606.96, 1185 nucleotides. RefSeq lists its product as uncharacterized. NCBI's taxonomy places the organism in Eukaryota, Fungi, Ascomycota, Eurotiomycetes, Chaetothyriales, Herpotrichiellaceae. Gene Ontology annotation, molecular function: oxidoreductase activity. The transcript has a single exon. Bases 1 to 1185 code for a protein of 394 amino acids. The record is from RefSeq and is a predicted model, not a curated record.
AUGUUUGCACGGUGCUCGGCUGGGGCAUCGCGCAACUCGAAGUAUGCCUCAAAACGGCUUCCCUUGAGACGCUGCACGCGGUCCAAUUCCUCUACCUCUGCCGGCACACCAAAGUCUCCGCCGCAUACACAAGAUCGUUCAAGGUCGAAGUAUGCCCCACGUCGGCUCGUCAUCGCAAUCUUUUCUGGCGCAGGUCUCAUAGCAGGCUGGCAGCUGUAUAAUAUAUAUGGCAAAGACAGCUCCUUCGCCGCAUAUUCGCUGCUCUCCAAAGAACGAGUGUCGUCGACUGCCAGCAUAUUCCACCUGAAGCCGGAAGGAGGUGCCCAAGAUUUUGAGCGGUACACAGACGCCCGGAAGAGGGGUAUCUGGAAUGUCCAUUUCAAACAACCGCAACUGCAGAUCGUCCGAGCCUACACUCCUCUGCCGCCACUGGACUCGGUGGGCGGUGAAAAACAGCGAGAAUUGCGGUUCUUGAUCAGGAACGACCCGCAUGGCGAAGUUUCAGGUUACCUACACAGACUGCCCAUCGGAGCCGAGGUCGAGAUGAGGGGCCCCAACGUCGAGUACGAGUUCAACCCGGACGUCCGACAGAUCGUUUUUCUUGCUGGGGGAACGGGGAUCGCUCCGGCUCUACAGGCCGCGUAUGCUCUGUUUGAAGGAAACAAAGCGAUAGAUGGAGACCAGACGAACAAGGACAAAAAGCUGCAUAUUUUGUGGGCCAGCAGGAUGCGGGAAGACUGCUUAGGCGGUGUCAGUGAUGCUCCUCCUGCCGAGACUGUUCCUCCGAAGCCGACGUGGUCUGGAUUCUUCUCGACACCCAAAGCAAAACCUCCACCUCCAGUCUCCCAAGAACAGGGCCUCCUGGUCAAAGAGUUGGAGGCUCUGAAGAAAAAAUAUCCCGGCCAGGUCACUGUUGAAUACUUUGUGAACGCCGAGGAUACUUGGAUUGACGAAGACGCCGUCCUUCGAGCGCUGUCGCGAUUCGACGGCAAGGACUUCACAACCGGGAUGACCACGCCACAAGAGCAGCGCCAAAUUCUCAUCUCUGGGCCUCCAGGGUUCAUCUCCUAUCUCGCAGGUCCGAAAGAAUGGAGGAAUGGACGAGAGGAGCAGGGCAGCGUCAGCAAAAUCGUCGCCCAUGCCAUCUCGAAAAACCCGCACAAUGUCAAGGUCUGGAAAAUAUAA